Molecule: messenger RNA, 2064 nt
Organism: Sinocyclocheilus grahami
Lineage: Eukaryota; Metazoa; Chordata; Actinopteri; Cypriniformes; Cyprinidae
Product: Krueppel-like factor 12
Exons: 6
Coding region: 201-1292 (363 amino acids)
Biological process (GO): regulation of transcription by RNA polymerase II
Molecular function (GO): RNA polymerase II cis-regulatory region sequence-specific DNA binding; DNA-binding transcription factor activity, RNA polymerase II-specific
Source: RefSeq, a predicted model, not a curated record
CCAUCCAUUCAUUUCCUCCUGAGAAACACACGGCGGAGGAGGGAAGAAAGAGAGAAAGAGAGAGAGAGAGAAGGGGGUCACAUCAGAAAGUGCGACAGAGGAAGACAAGACAGAAAAGAGGGAGACAGAGGGACGCUAUAAGGAUAGUGGUUCUCGCUGUCAAUUACUGAGGUUAAUAAGCAAGGAACAGUGCUAUCAGGAUGUUGAUGCUGGAUGGGAUGCCAGCCCUGCCAGUCAAAAUCGAUCCUGCACAGUCACAGAGACGGUCUCCUGUGAUCCAUGACUACACAGAGAUGGGCGUUCUGGUGUUGAACCACAGAUUUCGGACACCAACAGAUGAUAGACAAUUCCUGUCCGACCCCUUCCAGACGCAAACAGAACCCGUGGACCUAUCCACCAACAGAGCCAGAACCUCCCCGUCACUUUCAGCAUCCUCAUCUUUAUCCUCGUCUCCCUCGUCAUCCUCAUCAUCAAUACGAUUUUGUCCAUGCUCCCCUCCUUCCAGCAAGUCACCAUCAUCAUUAUCUAUGCUUUCAUCCUCCUCCACUUCAGUUAUAACCCCUGUUCCUCGUUUGAAGAUGUCUCCAGUGGUGGCCUCUCCCCCGUCCAGGAGUCUCAGGGGGCAUUCGUUUUUGCACAUACCCCAGCUGAUGCCUCCUUGCUCCAGCCCGGUCCACCUCCACCCACGCCGGGUGCCGGUGGUGGUGCAGCCCAUGCCGCUGGUCUACCCUGGAGUGGGAUCGCUGGGGAACAGCAGGCUCAUGAUGCCGCUGCUGGAGGAAAACAGGAUGCACAGGAAAGUCACACACCGAAUGGCAGAUGGACUGUCGCCUCGGCGAUCUUUGAGUGACAGCGAGGAUGAUGACCUGCCCAACGUGACCUUGGAGAGUGUGAAUGAAACGGGCUCCACUGCCCUGACUAUCGCCCGCGCCGUGCAAGAUUCCCUGUUGCCGUUCAGCAUCGAGAGCCUGCGGAGGCCCAGGCCUUCAGAGUCUCCUGACUCAAAGAGGAGACGCAUUCACAGGUGUGAGUUUGAGGGCUGCAAUAAGGUUUACACCAAGAGCUCUCAUCUUAAAGCCCACAGACGCACACACACAGGUGAGAAGCCAUACAAGUGUACGUGGGAUAACUGCACAUGGAAGUUCGCUCGCUCUGACGAGCUGACACGACAUUACCGCAAACACACCGGCGUCAAACCGUUCAAAUGCAGCGACUGUGACCGCAGCUUCUCCCGCUCGGACCACCUCGCCCUCCACCGUCGCAGACAUGCCCCACAAACAUGCAUAGUGUGAAAAAGACAUUUGAUAGACUAUAAGCAGACAGAGCAGGUCUCUAUCUGCCAGUGUCGCAUGCAGAAGGUCUGGAAUUACUCCUCGCACAACAAAGAGGUGAAAGACAUGGGGAUUUGACAGGAAUGAGAGUCCAUGUUGAAGAUGAGGUCCAUGUAUUAUGAGAUUCAUCUACAUUUAUCUACAUUUCCGUCGUAUGGUUUGUCUUCUGCACUUUUAUGUGAGGCUUAUUCAUAAAGGUGGAAGCCACAGAGUACUAACUAUUGAAAAGCCAUGUGCUGUUAAAGGUGCUGUAUACGAUUUUUACACAUAAAUACUAUAGAAUCAGCAAGCAACUAUUUGCUAUGUAAUGAUAUUAUAGUGUAGGAACAACAUCCUAAGCAGAGAGUAAAGUCAGAACCCAUCUGUUUGUGUAAUUCGAGCCUUUCUGUUACUGUUAGCCCUCCUUGCAUUUAUAAUAAGAUAGUAUGGAGCAUUCCCACAUGCCAUGUUUCUAUAUUAGCUAGUCACUUGACAUUGUUUACAAAGGCCAAAGGUAUCUCAGUUAUCUCUCAUUAUAUAUGAAGAGAUGCCAUGUAUUUAUGUUCAGUUAUUUCACUUUAAUGGCAAUGAAAAGAACCUAUUCAUUGCCAUUAAAGUGAAAUUACUAAACCUACACAUGAGAGCCUGAGAAAAAUACUCAUUUUAUAAGAACAUUUCAGAUGGCACUUAGAGGCUUUAAAGGUGGGGUAAGUGAUUUCUGGUAGCCAAUGUUGACAUUUGAAAUGACCAAAAC